AUGAAUCUCCCGAUGGCGUCGGAAGACGAUCGGCAAGUCGCACAGGAGCUCGGGCUCCUCCUACGGGGCACCGGGGAGGGAAAUGUGCCGUUUUCUCAGACUCGUUACGAGCAAGUGUCUAUAUCGGGGACGACUGGGGGGCCGGGAGACGGCUCUGCAGCGUCAGCGGCCGCGUCCCUAGAAGCGCAGUAUGGGCUGCGAGACCAGCAGGGGGCUGGGGGGGGCGCUAUGACGGGUGGAAUGGCGGGCGGAAUGGCGGGCCCGGAGGGUUUUGGCGGUGCGCCUGCGGCGGGGGGAUAUGGCGGGCGGGACUACCCCCACAGGAGCGGCAGCGCUCCGCCGUCGGUGGAAGGGUCGAUCUUUGCGAUGGUCUUGAUCUAUUCUCCCGCGCCUUACCUUCCGCGUACCUCGUCCCCGUUCCCGGCUCUGCAGGAGGACUUUCCCCGCACGCCCUCCCCCAUCUUCGCGCUUCAGCGCGCAGCCAGCCGCUCAGGCGCGGACGAUUCCGCGGACGCCGCCACCGCCGCCGCCGCUGCUGCCGCCGCCGCGGUGCCGUCUUUCCUCAGCGCUUCCGCCAAUGACCUUCCGCGGCGCCCGCGCUCGUCUCUGCAGCUUGACGACGCGCACAGGCACGAGCUCGCGCUGCUCACCGCGGGGCUGCAGGCGGGCGGAGGCGCAGGCGGAGGGGGGGGAAGGGGCGCGGGGAACACGCGCGGAGGGGGCGCGAGUAGCGUUCCGCCGCUCCUUGGCGCAGGGUCGCGUUCGGGGACUCCGCUUAUCCCCCCCGGAUUGGUCGCGGGGAGGGUUAGCCCGGGACUGGCGAUGCAGCUAGCAGCGGCUCAGGCAGCUUCGGCUGCCAAACCUGCGGGUCUGCCUCGGGCGCAGUCCCCAGCCUUUGGAGUAGCGUAUCUCCAAUACCUCCCUCCUUCCUCCACAACCAACCCCCCCACCUCCGCCGCCGCCGCCGCCGCCGCCGCUGCAGCAGGCGCAGCAUCGUUCGUGGUAGGGUCUCCCCCUUACCCAACCUUCCUACACGAAUCCCUCCCCCUUCCGCCGGGUUCCGCCAGUUCCGCCGGUUCCCCCUUCCUGCCCCCGCACCUUGCUGGCGGGGCAGGCGCGCCUGGCUUCCCCCACGCGCUUCCCCCUGGCGGAGCAGGGGGAGUCUUGCCCGGGGGAGGUUUAUCUGGAGGGGCUGUAAACGGGUUUUAUCUGUCAGGGGGAGCAGGUGGGGGUGGUGGUGGUGGUGGGGGUGGUGGCGCUGCUGCUGCUACUGCAGGAGCGGGUGGGGGUGGUGGUGAUGGUGGUGGGGGUACUGUUUCACUAGACGCCAACGCGCAGCACUAUCUGCCAAGCGAAGCCGCCCAGUUCGCCGCUGGCGGUGCUGGCGGUGGGGGCGCCGGUCCAGCUGGCAUGAACAGUGGCAUUGGGCGGUCAGUGAGUGCGGGCGGCGGGGUGAGGCGGGUCGGGGCGGCAGCAUCAGGGGAAGGUACAACUGCUGGUGUGGGCACGGGUACUGGUGGUAACACUGGUGCUAAUAUGGGGGGCGCUAAUAUGGGGGGUGCUGCUGAUUCAAUGUUACCCCCUGAAGUGCAGCACCUACUAGCCAUGCACCCGCAGUACAGAGCACAGAUCCUUGCAGGUUUAUCUGGGCUGGGUGUGUCCGGGGGCGGGGGAGGCUUAUCUAGUGGAGGGUUUACCGGGGGAGGAGGUAUGGGAGGGGGUAUGACUGGUGGUGGUGGCGGUGGUGGUGGUGGUAAUGGUGGUGGGGGCACUAGUGCUAGUGGGCUUGCCGCUGCUGCAGCAGCAGUAGGAGGAAUGGGCAUGGGUAUGAACAUGGGUAUGGGGAUGGGCAUGGGUAUGGGUAUGGGGUCGGGUCCCUCUGCUUAUCUCCCCGGGGGCAGCCAGCCAUUGGGGAUACCUGCUGACGUGGCGCGAUCCCGCGCCGCCGGCCUGCCAGCUGGCGCUCCGCUCGGCGGCAACAACAACAACCCUCCGAUGUACUAUGGAAGCCCUCCAGGAAGCUUCCUCCCUGUGAUGACCUACCCGCCUUUAUCUCCUGCUAGUGGGGGAGGGGCGGGCGGAGGAGUGGUGCCAGCUGGCAUGUUGCCACAUCAGCAGGGCAGCAUGCUGAGUGUGUUGGUGUGUGGUGCGCACAUGCUGCUGACUGGUGCUCACAUGCUGCUGACUGGUGCUCACAUGCUGCUGACUGGUGCUCACAUGCUGCUGACUGGUGCUCACAUGCUGCUGACUGGUGCUCACAUGCUGCUGAGUGGUGCUCACAUGCUGCUGACUGGUGCUCACAUGCUGCUGACUGGUGCUCACAUGCUGCUGACUGGUGCUCACAUGCUGCUGACUGGUGCUCACAUGCUGCUGAGUGGUGCUCACAUGCUGCUGAGUGGUGCUCAGAGUGCGGACCAGCACGGGUCGCGGUUCAUUCAGCAGAAGCUCGAGAUGGCCACGGAUGCAGAGAAGGAGAGAAGGAGCGGAGCAGAGGCCGCGGAUGGAUGCAGAGAAAGAGCUCGUGUUCUUGCGGACCAGCAUGGCAGUCGGUUCAUCCAGCAGAAGCUCGAGAUGGCCACGGAUGCAGAGAAGAAGAGAAGGAGCUUGUGUUCUCACGGGUCGCGGUUCAUCCAGCAGAAGCUCGAGAUGGCCACGGAUGCAGAGAAGGAGCUCGUGUUCUGUGAGGUGCUGCCGCGCGCUCUCUCCCUUAUGACGGACGUGUUCGGGAACUACGUGAUUCAGAAGGUGCGUGUGUGGGGUCAAGGGGGGAUAGAGGGCGGGAGAGGGAGUAAGGGGGGAGCAGUGAAGGAGAGAAGGAGUGAAAGAGUCGACGGUGCGUGUGUGGGGUCAGAGGAGGUUGGAAAAGGGAAGGAAGGGGAGGGGGGGGGGAGUGGGUUAAAUGCAGAGCAGAUAAGGAGAGCAGGAGAGAAGCGGCUUGGGUUCUGUGAGUUCUUCGAGCAUGGCCUGGACUCGCACAGGGCUGCACUGGCAGCGGAGCUCAAGGGGCACGUGCUGGCGCUGGGGCUGCAGAUGUAUGGCUGCCGGGUCAUUCAGAAGGCCUUGGAGGUUCUGCCUCUUCCGCAGCAACUGGAGAUCAUAGCCGAACUCGAGGGCAGUGUGAUGCGGUGUGUGCGCGACCAGAACGGCAAUCAUGUCAUUCAGAAGUGCAUCGAGUGUGUGCCGCCCGCUCAUAUCGCCUCCAUCGUCAACAGCUUCUACGGCCAAGUCGUUGCGCUCUCAACCCACCCGUAUGGGUGCAGAGUUAUCCAGCGGGUGCUAGAGCAUUGCACGGAGGAGCAGAAGCAGAGGGGAGUGAUGGAUGAAAUCAUGCGGUCAACGUGUGCUCUAGCCCAGGACCAGUACGGCAACUACGUGGUGCAGCACGUCUUGGAGCACGGGAGCGAGGACGAGAGGAACGUGAUUAUAACGAAGCUGGCGGGGCAGAUAGUGACGAUGAGCCAGCACAAGUUCGCAUCCAACGUGAUUGAGAAGUGCCUGCAGUACGGCGGGCCGGCUCAGAAGCAGCUGCUCUUGUCGGAGAUGCUGGGGAGAACGGAUGAGAACGAGCCUCUUCAGGCGAUGAUGAAAGAUCAGUUUGGCAACUACGUGGUGCAGAAGGUCCUGGAAACGUGCAGCGAGGGGCAGAGGGAGAUGGUGCUGGGGCGCAUUCGCGUGCAUCUGCACACACUCAAGAAGUUCACCUAUGGGAAGCACAUCGUUGCACGCGUGGAGAAACUUCUGGCCGCUGGAGGCCGUAUGCAAUCUCGGGCAGAGAGAGAGCGGGUGAUGGCACCCUCCUACUCAGGACCAGCUGGGGGAGGUUUCACUGGUGCAGGCUUUUCCGGUGGAGGGAACGUUGCAGGGAUGGGUUCAAGCCGGCAAGGCACGCGCGAGAGACUAUUCGACCGCGACGACCAGAGCCUCAAGUACAAGGGAGUGCAGAAGCAUGUGCGCGGCUGGCUCGUCAAGUACGCGUCGCGCGGCAAGACCGUUGUGCUGGGCGUUCGUCCGACGCAAGAGGAGGCGGCGUCGCUCUAUGACAAGUUCGCCUACAAGGUUCACGGCAACGCCGAGACGCUCAAUCUCGGUCUCACGCUCGCCGAGAAACGAGCCCUAGACGCUCUCUCCGACCGCGAGUUCCUCGCCAUUAUAAAAAAGGACAACUUUAAUCUAAGCUUCCGUAAAGGAUGGAGUUCGAAUUACAUCGGCGUGAGCUGGUACGAAGACUAUGGCGGAUGGGUGGCGCAGGUGAACAUGGGGGGGAUCACGCGGAAGAUCAAGCGGAGCAAGACGGAGGAGGUGGCCGCUGCGGCCGUUCGAUCGCGCGCUGCUGCGACGCGACGGCGACCUUAUCGCAAUAUCUCUUUUCCCCCCUCUUCCCCCUCCGCCCCCCUCCCUCCCCUUCCCCCUUCACGCCGCAGCGAGCUGGUGGCGGGGUGGGCGGGCAAGCUCCGCUGGGGAGUGAUGCACAACAAGGACAAGGGCGUGUGGGAGAUGGUUCUCUAUAUCGGCCCCAAACCGUUUCUCCGAGGACGGACGCUGUUGGGAGACGAGGCCGCACGCCUCUACGACAGGUGCGUUUUCAGCUUCCCAGGCGAGUUAACAGGAGUGAUGCAAAACAAGGACAAGGGCGUGUGGGAGGUGGUGCUCUGUAUGGGUCCGUCUGCAGCUGGGAAGACUUUGAGUCGACUCAAUAGUCGUCCAGGCGAGUUAACAGGAGUGAUGCACAACAAGGACAAGGGCCGUGUGGGAGGUGGUGCUCUGAUGGCCUACAAGUUCCGAGGCACGUCAGCAGUGCUCAACUUCGGGCUAUCCGCUGCCGAGAAGCUGGAGUUAGAGCAAAUGACCAAGGACGAUUUCCACCUGCACCUGCGCAAGACCUUCGUCCGCAGCUUCCGCUCGCGAUCCUGUCCGUCCAUCUACAAGGGCGUGAAGUGGGGCCCGCAGGAGCAGAAAUGGAUCGCCGCAAUCCGCGUGGGAAACCGGUUGUUUUCUAAGAUUGGAUUGUAUGACGCGGAAGAGGAGGCAGCUGCUGCUUAUGAUCGGACGAUCGUGGAGGUCCGCGGGGUGCAUGUGAUGGACUAA
Molecule: messenger RNA, 5085 nt
Organism: Closterium sp. NIES-65
Lineage: Eukaryota; Viridiplantae; Streptophyta; Zygnematophyceae; Desmidiales; Closteriaceae
Source: the annotation of a GenBank genome assembly